UUAACAGCUCCCGCGUUCGACCAAUCACGUGAUCGGUUUUGUUUGUGAAAACAUAACCAACAAAAAGUAAGACAGCCGAAACAAAAGUUAAGGAUUUCUUGAUUCAUUAUUGCGAUUGCGAAGUAAAAAGUAUCGAAAUGGUAAUUAAAGCCCCCAAGAAGGGGAAAAAAGCAGAUAAAAAUGAAAAUCAAGAAUCUAGAAACGAGGGUUCAAAAUCUGAUGUUAUGUCCGAUUCUCUAUUCACAUUUCUAACAAACUUGGCUGAAAGUUUAACAUUUCCAAACCAUAAAAAAGUGUUUUUCACCAUAAAACAGUACAAAAUAAAGGAUAUCUACCCAUCACACCCAAAUAAUACUGAUGAUCCAACGGAUAUAUUAAUUUUUUGUCUUAGAUGGGUUGCUAUUAAUAAAUUUCAGCCAAUUGGUGGUAUUCUCUUUAAACCUGAAGAAUAUACAGGGGUUGACAGUAAAUUAGGGAAAACAUUGGGAGAGUUGUUAAAAGCAUAUUUGUGGUCAAUAAAUAGGCUUUCUUUGAGCGUUGUUGCCAUUGUAUCACCACCAGAUGAUUAUUUUAAAAGUAUUAUAAGAUAUUUGACCAAGGGCCAAGAUUUUGAAACGUCAGAAAACCCAAUACUUUUUUUUUCUGAGCAGUUUAAUAAUAUACCAUGUGUUUAUGACCCGGAAAUUGUUCACAUGAACUUUCAAAAUCGUUUUUGCCAAAAUGAUGUCGCAUAUUUUCAAAAUAAUAUGAAGAAAAGUGCCACUUGGAAAAAUAUUGAACUGCUGUUAAAUUUGGAUGAAUUUGAGGGAUUUAAAAACAAGAAUUUGUUCACAGGGGAUGUUUAUAAUUAUCUGUUGGCUAAUAUAACAAAUGAGAAAUUCAUUGAUAUUCAAGGAACAGCAAACUUGGUUUCUUCCUUAAGAAUUUUUAUAAAAUAUCUAGAAAUCGACUCAUUUUCCAUCUCAAAACUAUCAGAGCUUUAUUUCGAUUGGAUUUUUGUGUUGGAAUUGUUGGAAACAAUGGAAUUCAAGGAAAAAAGUACAGAAAUAAAUCCUGAACCAAAAUCACUUUUUAAAAUUUCUUUGUUGACUAACGAAAUAAAAAAAGUUGAAGAUACCAAAAAACCUGAUGAAUCUGAAAAUAAAUUCACAAUUAAAAAAAUUGCAGAUGACAAAAAUAACUUAUUGAGUCUUAAAAGUGAGAAAGAAAAUAUAAAUUUGAAAAAAGAAAAAAACAAACCAUACACAAGAAAAUCAAAGAAGAAAAAAAGUAAAAGCAGUAUAACAAAAGUGGAUUCAGAAUUGGAAACACCAAAUUCAAAAACAAAAUUACUUUCCGAUAUAAAUCGCAAUUUCGGCACCCUAAAAGAAGAAAAAUCCCCUAGAAGUAAAAAUUCCCCAUAUUCAAGACCCCAAAAAGAAAUAAAACAUUCACAUUCACCACCUGUAAAAUUAGUCGACAACAAAGUCUUUAAUUUACCUAAAAUUGAAGAGGAUCUAACAAGCUUACUGGAAUCUGUGAAGGAACAAAUUUCCAGUUGGUCUGACGACGACUCUUUUGAAUCCUCCAGUGAAAAAUCCUCAUCUUCUGAAAAAACUAAAAAAACACACAAACCCUACUCAAGACCUGAAAUUAAUGAGUCGACCUCCGAACUCACAAGCAGCUUAAACAUAAGCUUAAAAGAAUGCACAAAUUUAAUCAACAAAAUGAAAAUAGAACGCCCAGAUGCCACCCCAAAAGUAACAAACAAAGAUUCACCAAUCUUGGAGUACAAAUCCGCCAUAAAAAGCAUGAAAUUCGCGGUUAAUAAGCUCGUCGACUACAAAACGUACGACUUCUUUAUGAGCGCAUUUAACUGCAAACAUACUGAUUAUUAUGUUAACAUAAUCAAAAAAGAUAUAAACCAAUUACCUGUUCCAGAUGAUUACAUCACAAAUCCUUUGUGUACUCUACAUAACAAAACGCAAGCCAUCUUGACUCUCGAUAAGGAAUCCGGCAACUUGUUUUGCCUGAAACAAUAGUACAAACAAUCUAUGUUGAUUUUUUUAAGGCUCUUUACCUUUAUUUGUUCUUUGUUGUAAACUUUCUGUGAUUUUGUUAUUUUGACUUGUCAAAAUAUGUUAUUUUCGAAAAUUUAUGAACUGUAAUGUUUAUAUUUUUACAAUAAACCAUUUA
Molecule: messenger RNA, 2175 nt
Organism: Brassicogethes aeneus
Lineage: Eukaryota; Metazoa; Arthropoda; Insecta; Coleoptera; Nitidulidae
Source: the annotation of a GenBank genome assembly